GCGACCUACACGAGCCAUGCACCGACGCCCAUUCUUGGAAAUGGCUCCACCGCCGUAGCCAGCCAGCCUGCCACCCAAGCGGAGCUCCCUCUUCUCCGCGUCCAUCAUCCGUCAAUCACUCUGGGUUUGUUUGUGGAUCGAAUCAAGUUCACUGUUUUACCUUGAACCCAAUUCUUAGAAUCCCCCUUUCGUUACUUGUUCACGUAAGCAUCAGCAAUCAUUCCUGAGUUCCCCUGAUCGAGCGUUGCCUUUGGGUUGCGUAGGGUUCAGGUUUAUUGCUUGGAAUUGAGAUCUUGGUCGCAGAUCAUUGGAUUAAGAGGAAGGCUUGAAGAUGUUGCGCAGUAUAUCAAAGGUCGCAGGGACAGCGGCGGCAACUGCUGUCGCGUCUGUGUCAUCACCUGCUGUUGCGCAUGUCGACCCAACUGCUGCAGCAAGACACCGGGAUGCAUCUCGGCUGUCAAAGCCAUCUCCAUCGAUAUUCGAUGACGAAUACGACUUCUGUCAGGAAGAUACUCCAGUAAUUGUAGCGGAUCACUUAACUCCAUUUGGUGGUGUGCCUUCUCAGGAGGAGGCUGAUGCAGCCGCACGAGAAUUAAAAGCAACCUUUGUUCAAACGGAAUCUCCCAUGAUAACUUCUCCCAGGAGCCCUGGUCCCUCUAUCAAUGAUGCCCCGUGUGCAGAGGUGGGCUCCGUGAGUAUGACAACUGCUACACAGCGAUCUUUUGAUGUGCAGGAGCUGACCACAACAACUUCGAAUCAGUUGGUCAGCUCGUCAGCUGAGCAUAGUCACGCUCUAUCCCUUUUAGCACCGGGAGGAAGCCAUGUUGUAGCUCGAUGCAUCGAUCUAAUGCAAACCGAUCCUGACGUUCAGGCAGCAGUGGUAUCGCUGGCCAAAGAUCCAGCUAUUUGGGACGCAUUCGUGAAAAACGAGAAGGUUCAGGAACUCAUGCGAGCACGCCCAAUGACUGUAUCUCACAAUAGAGCAUUUGAUAUAGGUUAUGAAGGAUACGAGGAGAUUUCGAGUUCGAGCAUCCCAACACAAUCACAGCGUGUGAAUCCUUUUCUGGUUGCAUUCAAUUGCAUAAGGAAUGUUGUAUGGGAGAUGAUGGACACCAUGGUAGACCUUGUGAACGGCGUCUUUGGAUUUGUGGAUCGGAAGAUCUUCGGCGACAAAGAUAGUGAUCCAACUGACUUGCCUGUUAAGGCGUGCAUGGUACUAACAAUUCUUGUUCUUGCGCUGGUUGUGUUUAAACGAAAUCCAACGCCAUUUGCAUGAAACACUCAGGAGCUGAAAUGACCAGUAUGGAGUGGAUUGCGCGACUGCAAAGAAGAAGAUUUCUAUGUCGGGUGCUACGUCCGCUGGGUUUUAUAUGGUAAUGUCCAAAUCUGCAGUGAAAACAGAUGUUGUGUUUCAGUUUUUAUUUCGUAAAUUGUAAAGGACACGGUUGUAUGCUUGUUGUGUCCUCGUUACGGAGACACAGAGACUAGGUUUUAUCCAGGAAAGAUUGCUUUGGCUUGGACCCUGUGCUGAAGGCUUCUGGUUUGGAUUUAGCAGUAGAGGAUUUUGAGAAGGGUUGGUUCACACAUGUACAUGGUUGUUUGUAGGCCAGACGUCGUGCAUUAUUGAGGAAAAUGUCCCGGGCCCAUAUUGUUAAGGCCGAAUGGAUGCUUUAUAGUUUUUAUAUCAAAGUUUUAUUUUCUGUUCAGAAAGGCUUGCAGUUGGGUAGCAAGCAAAUUUGUCGACAAGUUGGAAGGAUAAUUAAUGAGAUUAGACUGCCUCUACUUGUAGUAGGUUGGGCCUGUGGCUAGUAGGAGUUUUGAAUAUUGUAUCACUCGAAAAUAGUUUUAUUAAGAUAUCUUGUUAAUGGUGGCUUGUUUGUACUGUAAAGUUCAAGCAACUUCUCUGUAGACGUGUUAUUGAUUGAAUGGAAGUCCUAUAACAA
This is a messenger RNA of Physcomitrium patens, 1943 nucleotides long. Lineage: Eukaryota; Viridiplantae; Streptophyta; Bryopsida; Funariales; Funariaceae. The record is from RefSeq and is a predicted model, not a curated record.